This is a messenger RNA of Mus pahari (shrew mouse), 513 nucleotides long. Its product is annotated as putative olfactory receptor 10D4. Gene Ontology annotation, biological process: G protein-coupled receptor signaling pathway. The record is from RefSeq and is a predicted model, not a curated record. The coding region runs from base 25 to 513 and encodes 162 amino acids. Gene Ontology annotation, cellular component: membrane. Gene Ontology annotation, molecular function: olfactory receptor activity; G protein-coupled receptor activity. The transcript has a single exon. NCBI's taxonomy places the organism in Eukaryota, Metazoa, Chordata, Mammalia, Rodentia, Muridae.
CUCUUCUCCAGGGCUGCCCGUGCCAUGAGCAUGAGGAACCACACCUCUGUGACAGAGUUAAUCCUGCUGGGAAUUUCCAACACUGAAGGACUAGAGAGCAUGCUGUUUGCCCUGUUCCUGGUCUUCUAUGUCUUCACCUUGCUGGGGAACCUGCUCAUCUUCCUCACCAUCCUGGCUUCUCCCAACCUCCACACCCCCAUGUAUUUCUUCCUGGGGAACCUGGCAGUGUUUGACAUACUCUUCCCUUCUGUGAAUUCUCCUAAGAUGAUGGACUACCUAGUACGUCAAGGCCAAACCAUCUCAUACCAGGGUUGUGCCUCACAGAUUUUCUUUUAUCACAUCUUGGGGUGUACUGAGUGCUUCCUGUAUACAGUUAUGACCUAUGACCGCUUUGUGGUUAUUUGUUACCCUAUGAGAUACAGGAUCAUCAUGAACCAUAGGGUAUGUACUUGUCUCACAGUGGGCACUUGGCCAGGGGGCUUUGUCCAUGGGAGCAUCCUCACAUAUCUUUAA